Phragmites australis (common reed) is the source of this 417-nucleotide messenger RNA. Its product is annotated as protein TIFY 11c-like. NCBI's taxonomy places the organism in Eukaryota, Viridiplantae, Streptophyta, Magnoliopsida, Poales, Poaceae. Gene Ontology annotation, biological process: regulation of defense response; regulation of jasmonic acid mediated signaling pathway; response to wounding. The coding region runs from base 1 to 417 and encodes 138 amino acids. The record is from RefSeq and is a predicted model, not a curated record. Gene Ontology annotation, cellular component: nucleus. The transcript has 3 exons.
AUGACCCAUGCACCACACGACAUCAUCGUGCCCACCAUGUUCCCCAGCAGCUCCUCAGGCGGCCUCGCCGGCGCGUUCGGGCCACCGCCUGUGGCGACGGAGGCGGCCGAGGAGACGGACGCCAGGACCAUGCAGCUCUUCCCAACGCGCGCCGGCGCGUCGCAGCCGUCCCGAGAGCGGGCGGAGGUGAAGGCGACGACGUCGGCGCAGCUGACCAUCUUCUACGGCGGGCGGGUGGUCGUGUUCGAGGACUUCCCGGUGGACAAGGCCACGGAGCUGAUGCAGAUGGCAGGGUCCGCGACCUCGCCGGUACCGGAGAAAGGAGCACCAGCCGCAGCCGUGCCGCAGAAGCCGGCGGACGCGCAGCCAUCGUCCGGGGUCACCGACUUGCCAAUCGCCAGGAAGGCGUCGCUGUAG